Messenger RNA from Falco peregrinus (peregrine falcon), 3811 nucleotides. RefSeq names its product podoplanin (gene PDPN). Gene Ontology annotation, cellular component: apical plasma membrane; filopodium; basolateral plasma membrane. NCBI's taxonomy places the organism in Eukaryota, Metazoa, Chordata, Aves, Falconiformes, Falconidae. Gene Ontology annotation, molecular function: chemokine binding; signaling receptor binding; protein-folding chaperone binding. The record is from RefSeq and is a predicted model, not a curated record. Gene Ontology annotation, biological process: positive regulation of platelet aggregation; response to hyperoxia; Rho protein signal transduction. The coding region runs from base 251 to 694 and encodes 147 amino acids. The transcript is spliced from 6 exons.
ACAUGCUCCCACCCCUUGGCUAAAGAAAAUAAUGCCGACUCCACUCAGUUUUCUUUAGCUGUGUAGUUAUCAUCUGGGAAAACCUUCCCCUUUAGACUACAGAGGUUAAAGGAAUAUUUGGAAUACCAAAGUAUUUUUUGCAGUGAUCUCUUUUUGUUAUCUCAAUUCUCCUCUGCCUCUAAAAAAAUUAAUCAGAAUUUGAAUCCAUCUGAUCUCAGGAUUGGAAAGCUCUUCUCUAAGCAGAUCAAAGAUGUUCAUUAAAGUUCAAUUCUUCAUCAUCGUCCUAGGGAGCGUGCCUUUCCUAGCACUUGCUGAAGAAGCAAGCUCAGUUCUAGAAGGAGAAGAAAGUGCAACAAUUGAUUUCAGAGAGAGAAAUGACACAGAAUAUGAAGAAUUACCAACCCUGUUGCCCACAAGACUACACAAUGUAACAAAUCUCUUGCAGUUUGGACAACUGAUGACCACAGAAAGUGCAUUUGCCACAGCUGAAGAGAGUGUUAAUUCUACUGGUUAUGAAGUUAACACAGAAGAUGUUGAUGGUGAACCGAGUGGGGAACCAGAGAAAACUGAAAAAGGUGGCCUGGAAACAAUUGCACUGGUUGGAAUAAUUAUUGGAAUCAUAGUUGCAGUUGGAAUCCUUGCAGGAAUAAUCAUCGCUGUUGUAAGGAAGAUGUCAGGCAGGUACUCGCCCUGAAAACAGCUGAAACAAGCAACCAUGCCAUUCUACACCAGAAAAAUACAAGUGCUUCUUAUUUCAUAAGAACUAAAGACUAUUCCUGUUUUGGUGUGAGAAGAUGAUCCAUGGAAAACAUGGUCAAAGAAUUCCAGAUCUAUGGGGAUCACACACAACUAAGGACUUCUUCCCCCACUACAGAGUAUAAACAUUUCAUAGGAUUUUUACUAACCAGGAGUUUACUGGAAGAAAGGAAAAGCUAAUGCAGUAAGAAAAAACCCAGCACCAAUGAGAUUUACAACUGAAAUGUGAUUUGCAGGUAAUAUAUGCUAGCUUGAUUUUUAAAUGAUAUAAAAAAUUAUUUCACAUUACAUUUUAUGCAUUUCUUUAAAAACAUACCUGGAAUCUUAUAAGUGUUUUUGACUGAUUAAGUGCUUGUGGCAUGUUUAUCUACCAAAUGACGUAUCAAAAAGGAGGAAUUAGCUUCAGAGAGAACCAGUUAUUUACAAAUUUAGAAAAUACUAGAUAUUGGAAGCUAAAAACCUUUCCACUAUUGAUACAGAUUUUUCUGCUUUUGAGACUUAUUGGCAAAAUAUGGUAGGCCCAGCUGGAACUGACCUACCAACUGAAAGCUUGCUAAUCUGACUGUUGCACCAGGAAUUUCCUGUCUUCUGUUGUUACAGAGACAUACAGGGAUUGAAAUACACAUCCUGAAUGAAAGGGUGCUUGGAAAAUACCCAAUUUUGAUGGGUCACUUUAACCAGUUACUAAGCAUGCUUUAGAGCUGACAUGUAGAAGCUUUUGAAUUAAUAGAAGCCUUUCAAUUAGCGUAUGCAUUUUUUUUCAUCUGCCUCAUUUUCUAACUGUACAGUUGGCUUGUUUGAUAACGUGUGCAACACUAGAUCAGAAUAUGUUAACCAAGUAUAAUGCAUCUUUGGAGUCUACAGCUUUUCUGUGGCGUAUUUAAUGCCACAGUACCCAAAUGCAGAAUUCAGACCAAAGGUUUUUUAUGUCAAGUGGCUGCAAUGCAUCAUGUUUUCUAAACUUUAAGGCACUUAAAUGUUUGGUGUAAAAAUUGUGAUAAUCCAUAUGGUCAAUAAUUGCUAAAGAUGUCAAUUUAUCUAUAUUUGCUUUUCUGUUUCAUGUGCCAUGAACUAUCACAUCAAUCCAAGCUUUGGAAAUAAAAGUUGUAAUGUAAAUUGUCUUAUUUUACAAUAAUUGUUCUUUAUUUUCUUAAAAAAGUUAAUGUUUUAAACUUCCCUUAGUCUUCCUAAAUUAUUUUGCUACUUGUCUUGUCAGUGCAGUGUCAACCAACUCAUUUGACACUGAUAAAUGAAACUAUCAUAAAAACUAAACAUGGGAGAAAAAAUAAUUCACAGGUUUUUUUAGUGUCAUUCUUAAGCUCAUAUAAUGGGACACUCAGCCUGUGAUUACCAAGUAGUAAAUUUUAUCUUCGGACUGGUCUGUGCUGAGACCUACAGACUAGAUCCAAAGGCUGUGAUUUCUAGAUUCUGGUGACUUUAUUGCAUCUAUAAAGUUUUUGAAGUCUGAAUUUAGACUUCUUGUCAAUCUCUGAAUUAAAGCAUAUUUGGAUACAAAGUCUUAGUUUGUAGCUUGCUGUCAGUAAACAUAGGUGUCUCCAAAUUACUGAGCUUUUAUUCCUAGUAAUACUUUACCUGGAACAGUCAUUCUCUUCCUUACCAAAGGAAGAUUCUAAACUACAGUUUUCCUGCAGGAACAACUUUCCCCUUGAAUAACUAUUCCCAUCACAUUACAAGCAGUAUCCACAGGUAGGAAGUUUAUAAUGAAAUCGAGUUUUGAGACUCUGCUCUGAUAAAACACUAUCAAGUUCAUUACAUGUAAAUUGAAAUUAUUCAGUAUGUAUGCACCCACACAAAGAUGCAACUAACAUUAAGGAAUUUCCCACGUGUUUGGAUUUAAGUACUAAUCCCCAUGCAGUGCAACUUCAGAUGCAGAGCACAUGCAUCCCAGAAGUUGUCCACAGUAAUGCAAUACCGUGCAAUAAUACAUUCAUGUGUCACCUCCAGCAUAAUCUCACCUGGUUUAUUUCUGCUUACACUUAAAAGCUGCAUAAAACUAAAAAAAGGGAAAAAUUAAUGAUACCACUGUACAAAGUCAUGUUAUAUAAAAAAAACCCUAUAACAAGUCUAAGCUUAGUGUAUAACUCAGUUCUUCACUAAUGCUAAGUUGGUAUUGGGCAUUGUACUUUAAAGUACAAAAUCCAACACCCACAAGUGAGCUUGAAGUAGGCUGCAAAGUUUUCACUACCUUUAAGCCAUGGGACCUUGAUUUAACAUUUUUUUUCAAGGCAUCUAAGUAAACACUUAAGCAUCAGUAAUUUUUUUUUUUACCUAUGACUCAGUGCAUUCUGCAGCAUUACUCAUGUAACUCAGUUAUGCAGUUAGGGUAAACUUUCAUUUCUGAAAGUUCUGGUAUAUUAAAUCAGCUAUCUUUAAAGAAAACAAGUCUGCAGUCUCUUACAGAUGAGUAUACGAGGUCCCAUCCCUGAAAUACAAUUCACACACACCUUAACACAUUUUCCAUUUCCUGUGACAGUUGAAACAUUUAUCUUGGCUAGGAAGACUAACUUUUCACACUCACACUAAUGUCCUUUGCGCCUGUACUUUUAGGUUACAGUACUUCAAGGGGACCAGAUUACUUCAAGUAUUGUUUCCAAGUGUCCAUACAUACCACUGGUUUUUAAAAGAUAAUUAUAACAAAGUUUUAUGCAUGACUGUUCUAUUUGCAUGUGUGACUUGUAUGAAUUAGCUAAAAAUGCAUGUAAACUCUUAUGAAAGCAGAAAUAUCACAGCUUUUUCUUAUUGUGGCAGUGUAAAAGAACAGUAUUUUCUGUUACUCCAGAGUUAACAAAUUCUUGUCUGCACUGGAAACUACUCCAUAAAACGUUCUGACAAAAUGCAUGCCAUAUGGAAUUAUGAAUUAUUCAACCAUUGUAGGGAAUAGCACAGAUGUCACCAGUUUCUUCUGCACCAGCUCAGUUGCUGCUAACUUGCAAAUACCACAAAAGAAAGCCAUUCUUGGGCCAAUUUUGAAUAUUGGUUAAGCCAGGAGUAACAAGACCCCAUGUGAAAGUGCACAGCAUUACAGCAGACAACC